Molecule: messenger RNA, 663 nt
Organism: Penicillium pulvis
Lineage: Eukaryota; Fungi; Ascomycota; Eurotiomycetes; Eurotiales; Aspergillaceae
Product: putative cysteine dioxygenase Cdo1
Exons: 5
Coding region: 1-663 (220 amino acids)
Biological process (GO): L-cysteine catabolic process
Molecular function (GO): cysteine dioxygenase activity; ferrous iron binding
Source: RefSeq, a predicted model, not a curated record
AUGCCGUUCCUCCGAAACGGGUCUGAGACUCCUAAAGACACUGAGAAAAGCUUAAAUGCAUUUGAAACGCUCGUGCAUGAUCUUAGUGCGGCUCUAGGCCCGAGCUCCGGCCUUGACUCGGAUGAUGUUGACCCAAAGACUAUCGAACUUCUCAUGGAGAAGUAUGUCUCCAACUCUGAAGAGUGGGAGGCCUGUGCCUUAGGAGAUGCCAGCAGAUCUUACACACGAAACCUCAUUGAUGAGGGAAAUGGCAAGAGCAACCUGUUGAUCCUUGUCUGGAGCCCCGGAAAGGGCAGCGCAAUCCACGACCAUGCCAAUGCGCACUGCGUCAUGAAGAUUCUCAAGGGAAAGCUACAGGAAACACUUUACUCCUGGCCUGAUCAAGAGAAAAUUGAGCAGGGAGAGACAUCUCCCCCUCAGAUUACUCGACAGACGGUUUAUGGAGAGAACCAGGUUACUUACAUGUCCGACAAGCUUGGCCUUCACAGAAUAUCCAAUCCGGACCCGAAAAACUUCGCUAUUUCGCUUCAUCUUUACACACCACCUAACGCAGCUAAGGAAGGCUUCUGUCUCUAUGACGAGAAAACCGGGAAGGCAAAACACAUCAAGCAAACCCACUUCUAUUCUGUUCGUGGAAAGCGUCUUGACUAUGGACAGCACUAG